Molecule: messenger RNA, 3215 nt
Organism: Chelmon rostratus (copperband butterflyfish)
Lineage: Eukaryota; Metazoa; Chordata; Actinopteri; Chaetodontiformes; Chaetodontidae
Gene: ap4b1
Product: adaptor related protein complex 4 subunit beta 1
Exons: 14
Coding region: 105-2579 (824 amino acids)
Biological process (GO): vesicle-mediated transport; intracellular protein transport
Cellular component (GO): membrane coat; clathrin adaptor complex
Molecular function (GO): clathrin binding
Source: RefSeq, a predicted model, not a curated record
UGCGGAAGUGUGCACGGUGUAAACAGUCCAGUCGCCCGAGUAGUGUCACGAAUGAAAAGUCUCCCGUUUGAAGCGUAAACGUGUGCGGGCUGUCUGCGGCCAUCAUGCCUUAUCUGGGCAGUGAGGACACGGAGAGGGAGCUGAGGAGAGCUCUCUCCAACCCCAACGUCCAGUCUGACCAGCUGCGCUACAGGAACACCAUCCUCAAAGUCAUCAGGGCGAUGUCACAGGGCGUGGAUGUAUCCGGCCUCUUCAGCGAGAUGGUAAAAGCCUGUGCCACAGUCGACAUAGUGCAGAAGAAACUGGUCUACGUCUUCCUGUGUUCCUAUGCCGCUUUAAACCCAGAGCUGUCCCUGCUAGUCAUCAACACGCUGAGGAAAGAUUGUCAGGAUCCAAACCCCAUGGUCCGCAGCCUGGCCUUGAGGAACAUGACCAACCUCAGGUUGCCCAGCCUGGUGGAGUAUGUGGAGCAGCCACUGACUGCAGGACUGAGGGACAGAGCAGCUUGUGUGCGGCGAGUGGCGGUACUCGGCUGGGCCAAACUCCACAACCUCCAACCCAGCUCUGAGAUUGACGCUGCAGUGGUGAACGAGCUGUACGGCCUGCUGAGGGACCCAGACCCCGUGGUGAUGGUGAACUGCCUCCGAGCGCUGGAGGAGAUCCUGAAGGAGGAGGGAGGAGUCGCUAUUAACAAGCCUAUCACCCAUCACCUCCUCAAUAGGUUGAAGGAGUGUGAUGUUUGGGGUCAGUGUGAGGUGCUGAGGAUCCUCCAGCGCUACCGGCCUCAGUCCGAGGACGAGCUCUUUGACAUCCUGUCCCUGCUGGAUGCCUCCUUGGUCAGCCCUCACCCCCUAGUCAUGGCUGCUACUCUCAGCCUCUUCCUCAGCCUCUGCCCUGGCCUGCCUGCUGUCAGUCUGGCGGCCCUGGAGCGAGUACGUGGCCCCCUGCUGGCCGCCUGUGGGAGCGUGUCCAGAGAGAUGAGGUUUACGGCCCUGUGCCACAUACAGCUGCUGUUGCGUUCCCUCCCUGGCCUAAUGGGAGCCCACUACAAACGAUUCUUCUGUGGCUAUGCUGAGCCAGCUUACAUCAAGCAAAGGAAGAUGCAGGUGUUGGUGGAGCUGGUGAAUGAUGAGAAUGUAUCAAUGCUACUGGAUGAGCUGAAAGGAUACUGCACUGAUGUCAACACUGACACUUCCCAGGCGGCAAUCUCAGCUAUAGGUCGUAUUGGACGGAGCUACAGUGAUCGCUGUCUAGAGAUCCUGACUGGAUUACUUGCACUCAAACAGGAGCACAUCACUUCUGCGGUGGUGCAGACAAUGCGUGACCUGGUCUGGGUGUGUCCUCAGUGUAGUGACACUGUGUGUUUGGCUCUUGAGGGCUGCGAGGAGACGCUGCAGGAUAGCCAGGGCAGGCAGGCCUUGCUGUGGUUGCUGGGUGUGUAUGGGGAGCGGAUCUCCAGUGCCCCCUACACAUUGGAGGUGUUCAUUGAUGGAGUGAGGAGCGAGGCCUCUCUGGGAGUCAAGAUGGAGCUUCUGACAACCACAAUGAGGCUGUUUUUGUGCCGGCCUGCCGAGACCCAAGACAUGCUAGGAAGACUUCUGCACUACUGCAUAGAGGAGGAUACAGAUAUGUGCAUACGUGACCAAGCACUUCUCUACUACCGGCUGUUGCAUUGUGGGAUAGAAGAGACACGAAAGGUCCUCCAUGGUCGGAGGUCAGACCCUUCCCUGGGUGUUCUGAUUGGCCGCCCCGCAGAGCCCAUCAGCCAAUGGGCAUGCAGCUUUAACACUCUGGAGCCUCUGAGACACGGAACCAUAGAGACAGAGUCAGCCAGCAGAGGAAGCCCUGAACAUGUGACCUUUCACCCCAAGCCAAACACUGACCUCUCAGACACACUGAACUCUAGCCAAGUUCAGAAGUUUCAAACAGACAGUGCCAGUCAGUGCACAGAAUCCUCUGCUGAUGUCCCAGCUUCCAGCGUCAUGGCCCCUCUGAGUUUGUCCCUGUCCCCAGCUCUCAGCCCAGAGGAGUUUGAGCGCCUGUGGCUGGAGCGACAGGUUUUGCAUGCUGAGAAAGGUGCUGAGAAAAUGGAAGAGGAGGAUUAUGUGUGCUUGGAAGAAUGGAUCCAGAGCACUGCGAUACCUCACUGUUCACCACAAAGCCUUCAGGCAGCGAUGCAGCUGGUCAAUAUCCAGACGCUGGCCUUCACACCACCACACACACUCCCCUGGAGGGUCUACCUGUACACACACGCCCAGCAUGCACGCUCUGGCGACGCUCCCCAGAGCACACUCAUACUGGGGGAGCUGCUGUGCACUCGAGAGGCAGAUCAGAGAGGCGUAGUUAAGAAAGGCGUGUGUGAUGGAGAGGUGGUGGAGGACAGGGAGGAGGAGCAGGUGAAAGAGGGAGAGGAAGCCACAUCUGACAGGAUGAGCAAGAGAGAGUCUGUGAGAAAAGGGGGAGAAGGGGGGGAAGUAAAAGUGACUCUUAAGCAGCAACCAAGAGACGACGAAGCACUGAAGGGGUUUCUCUGCAUUCUUACCACGUUACUGCACACGCUGUCUUCAGAGAGAAAUUAAACAUGCGUGACAGACACACAUGAGGACGCUCGUCCCUUCAGCAGACCUGUAGAGUACCAGAAAUGCCCUCACUUUGCAAACAUUUCACUGUGACUUGUUCGGCUCAACAGAUGUACCACAGGACAGCACGCCUGGACCACAUGCAGGCAGAAGGCACCUCGCACAUUUGAAGCUGUGUCAGCUGAGAGAACUGAUGUGAGAGUGGAGUCUUUACCGGAGUGAAAAGUGGUUCAACAAGACCGCAUUCAGUAAAGACAGAAACUCCCCGAGGGCCGCAAAUCAGCACAGCUGGCUCACAGUCAAGUGUAAUAAGUAGAGUAGUUCCGCUUAGGUAGGGUUUGGCCUGAUGGGGGCGCUAUGGUGGACUGUGCUCUGCACCAAAAUCAACUGUGUUUUUUCCUCAUGAGACUGAGAGAUAAUAAUGUUUAAUGUGGAAAUAAGCACCUCACUCACUGACAAGAUGCAGAGCCAGAGAUUAGAGGUAAUGUUUGUUAGCUGUUGUUAGGACCUCCCAGAUGUCUAGCCUUACCCUUGAAUGCUGAUUUUACGGAUUGCUGUGUACUUUGGAGGUUAUCGUGAUAAUAGACGCAAACGCACGCACUGACUGAAAAAAUAAAGUUCCUCCUGCGUUGUCCU